This is a messenger RNA of Dinoponera quadriceps, 11581 nucleotides long. RefSeq lists its product as uncharacterized. Gene Ontology annotation, cellular component: catenin complex; cytoplasmic microtubule; beta-catenin destruction complex. Gene Ontology annotation, molecular function: beta-catenin binding; gamma-catenin binding; microtubule binding. The transcript is spliced from 9 exons. The record is from RefSeq and is a predicted model, not a curated record. Bases 2764 to 11055 code for a protein of 2763 amino acids. Gene Ontology annotation, biological process: cell fate specification; cell migration; negative regulation of canonical Wnt signaling pathway. Lineage: Eukaryota; Metazoa; Arthropoda; Insecta; Hymenoptera; Formicidae.
AGCCAGGCCGAGCCCAGCUGUUCUUCGAUCCCCUAACCUACGUCAGUUUAUUUCAGCCACUAACACUGAACGCGGCGCCUCUCGGAGCAGCGCUCGCUCGCUAUCUGCAGCCUCGUUAACGCGGGGCUCUCGACGAGGCUUCUCACCGCUUCGGCUCGUUCCGCUCGUCGAUGACGGAAGAACCACGAUCGUUCGACGACGGGGAUCGGUCGUUCGCGAUCAGCAGAACGAGCUGAUCGUGUGCUUCUCGCGGACGGCUUCCACGUAUUAUCUGUGUUUAUCGCACGCGACCAAGUGAGACAACGCGAUACAGCGAUUGCGCGUCAGUGUGUGUGUGUGUGUAUGCGCGCGUCAGGUUGGUCUAAUUGUGUUGAAGCGACGCGCGUGUUCUUCUCUCUCUCUUUCUCGAUCGGCGAAAUCCGCUUUCGGAGCAGCCGAUUUUCUUUGUGCGCUCCCCUCACCGCGGUAUUAUUGUCGACCCGCGGGAUUCUCCGUCGUCACCGAUUUCCCUUUAAUUGCUCUCGUCGUCUUCGCGAUACGCUCUAUGUACGCACGUUUCUUCAGUGGCCGAUACGUGCCGCGUCCUCUUUAUGUGACACAAUGACAUUUGCCGUGUAAUUUAUCUCGUUGUCGUAGAUUCACUGUUGAGAAAUCGCCCAAGACAAGAUAUUUAGAAUCGUGCUUGACUACUUAUCGUGCGUUUCAAUGUGGCAGAAUAUGGUAAUCUAAUCUUCGCGUCGUGCAUCUGUGUCGAAUGACACGUGUCUCGGUGGUCUUCGGACGAAUUAGAAUGGAAUCUCAGAUUGGGAUUGAAUUACGGGUGGAAAAUCGAACGAACGAUUGAUCUAUCUAAGUUUUCGUCUCAUCGGAAGUAUAAAAUAGUCCGAGCGUCGACAUUUUAAAUUCCACAUUAAGUCUUCAAGGAAAUAAAAGGGGAGAAAAGGGAAAUAAAUUUCUAUUUGCAGUAUCGAAGGAGCACAAGUGCUUCUUCAAUGCUGCAAAAGGAAGUUUAGUUCUCUGGAAUCUGAAUUUUAGUUCUACACUAAGUCUUCAAGCAGAGAAAGUAACUUUCUCAUUAACACCAAAAUUACACAAAUAGGAGAUCUUUGAACACUUAAUAUAGAACUACUAAACUAGACUCAAAGUAAGACUAAGAUUUCGAUUGGGGAGACCCUUCCUCGUCGCGCGCGUUCUCCUCCUUCCUGUUGGCAUUUCCUCCGUAGGAGAGGCGAUGAAUCAAUAAGGAAUGCCAUUCACAUAUUCCCCAGGCAUCGGUCGGGACAGAAGUUCGAUUGAGUGCGUUUCCUGUCAUAAGACACCGCGUUCGCAGAGAGAGAGAGAGAGAGAGAGAGGUACUCGCUGAAAUCGGAUAGAUCCGGCGAUUAUUCCUGGCCGAUCGGUGGAGAAAACCUCGGUGUAAUCGACUUUCGAGGGAAACCGUACGCGCGCUUGUCGCGUGAUACAUCCGUCGUGCGCGACACGCACGUGCGCGUAUUCGCGCGCGCGCCUUGCCGUCGUGGUGUGUGUUUUUGCGAAACCGGGUGCGCCGCGAGAUGCCGUCGUGUGGGCCGCGCGAUCGUGCAGCUGUGCGUGCGACUAUAAAUGGAACGCGUGCAGCCGCGAAGCAUUGACACGUAUAUAUCGCAAGGGAGAGAAUCGAACCGACGAUCAAAAUGUUUUCGCACUUCAUCGCACCCGCGCUCCGCCAUAAAUAGAACGGCCGGCCUCGUUGCCGCUGCAGUGCGUUCGGCAGGAAUGCGCGACGCAUUAUUCGUUAUUCGGAUCUCCAGCCGAGCGGCAACGGAAGGAAUCCGAUUAGAACGGGAAAUCUGAUUAGAACCGUGCGUCUCUCCCGAGUGUCGGAGCUGAAUAAUGCGCGCGCUGAUAACGCCUUGAAUCGAAAGUGUGCACGCAGGACGACGCGGGGUUCUCCGAUACUCGACGUCGUGAAUUCUGUUCGAACGGACGACGUGUUCACAAAUAUUGCGCAAUUCUCAGAUGCAACGCGAGGAGAAUUCAGCAGCGGCGUGCGUUUUCUCCGCGAGAGCCACGUGAUUCCCGGUCGCGCCGAGCUAUCGAUUGUCGCAUCGAGGAGGGUGGCGCGUGAAUUCGAGCCGAAGAGCACCCACGCCGUCCGCCGCGUGAUUAGACGCGCGCGACUAAUUGCACUCGCGGAAGCUUGCUCGUUAGCUUGCUUCCGAGGCCGCGCACUUUUUGUCGAGUGGAGGAAGAGGAGAGCGUCAAGGAUACUCGUGGGCCGCGGCGGUGGCUGAAAUGCCAGAAGGACGUUUUGAAAAUCUUUGGUUCGACGCAUGCGUCCCAUCGCACUCGGCGGCCGAUGGAGCGCGAUGGAGCCGUCAUCGUCGUCCCUGAGUUGCUGCUGCUGUUAGAGGGAGAAACACGAUCCGCCGUGAAAGCGCUGAAAAAGAAGGACGACGUCGUGGGGAUCGACGUGGCGGACGGACGGCUGCUAAUUCAGUACGGAAUUUAUCGUGGCGAUCCUGGUGCGUCCCGAAGCGAGGAGACGACCGACCGCUCGCUCUUCUCUCGAGGUCGUCUCGAUGCGAUCGAUAAACCGAGUGAGGGAGAGAGAGAUCUUUCCGGAGCGCCACUGCGUAGAGUGUUCGCCGAGGUAUAGAGGUGUUGUCGUCGAUCGGUGUGACAAUUUUCCAAUGUACAUUCAGCCGGUCAAGCGCGCGAGUGUCGACGGACGGUUCCCGAACGAGUGAAUGUUCUACGAGACUGAAUUCGAGACGCGUCGAGAUGCCGGGCGAAAAUCGUGACCAGCUGGCUAGAGGAGGAGGUGGCGGUGAAAGAGGAGGAGGAGGAAGCGUCCCAGGACGUAGAGAAUCCACGAGGGGCGGCGGCGGCGAGCCGGAUCCCCGCAACCGAGGACUGACCACGAUGAUCCCGCUUCCGCGCACCGGCCAGUUCGCGUCGGCCUCGCAGAACCAGAAGAUCGUCAAGACGGAGAAAAAUCGGCUGAGACUGAUCAUGGAGAGCCGCGGCGCCGUAGCCGCCAGCGACGUCCUUGACAAGGAGCAGCGAAUCGGCAUGCGGCAGGACGCAUCGCAGGACAAUUGGCGGGUGUCGGCGGCGGCUAACUGCUCGGCGAUCGCGCGUCUCCGCGAGGAAUCCGACGACACGCGUCGGGAUGAAAAGGAGAACGCGGAGGCCUGCCGGUCGCGCGCGACGGAGAGCCGCGUGCCGUGCGGCUCGGCGGCGGGUAUCGGGGUGGAAGGCGUCGCCGCCAUCACCACCACCACUAUCGCCGCCGCCGCGUGGGGCGGCCAGAGACGAAAGGGUGCCUCGCCACCGCCGCCCCUGAGCAGCGUCGCGGCUGUAUCGCGCAGGCUGGAGUCGGCCGCUAACGCCGCGGCAGCGUCGUUCAACCCUGUCGCCGCCACGCAAAGAUGCGCAAAGGGCACCAUCGUCGAUGCCGCCACCGCCACCACCACCACCACCACCGCGCCGAGGCCGCCGCGGAUUUACCCGGCUUCUGUCAUCGCGCCUGAGAUCAACAAGGAAGAUGCCAUGGAGCCGGAGACGAAGGAGGAGGACGAGCGACGCUCGUCGACGCCGAGUCCUGAGUUCUACGUGAGGAGGAGUAAGCGUUACAACGAGGAUGGCAGCAGCGAGGAGGAAAUUAAGCAGGACACCUCCCUGCCUAGCAGCCACAGGCUACCGUCUUCGUAUCGCGGUACAUGGCCCAUCAGAAGAGACGUAUGGGCCAAUCAGCAGAUUGGCUUUCCGGUCCAGCAGAGCACAUCGCUCGCUGCACACAAUGGUCACCGACGACUGGGCGCCAAGGUGGACGUGGUAUACAACCUGUUGGGCAUGUUGGAGAAAAACGGCCGGGAAGACAUGAGCACUACCCUGCUCUCCAUGAGCACCUCCAUAGACAGUUGCCUGGUGAUGAGGCAGUCCGGAUGCCUGCCGCUGUUGGUGCAGCUGAUCCACGCACCCGGACAGGACCCCGACACUCGCGACAGAGCCAUGCAGGCGUUGCACAACGUGGUGCACGCCAAGAGUGACGAGAGGGCCGGCCGUCGGGAAGCGCGGGUGCUCCGCUUCCUGGAACAGCUUCGAGACUAUUGCCAGACUCUGAGGAUAUCCCUAGAGAGGGGACAAUCGACGGACGACCUCGAGAGACACCCGGCCGCGACGAUAGCCGCUCUCAUGAAGCUCUCCUUCGACGAGGCGCACCGUCACGCGAUGUGCCAAUUGGGCGGCCUCCACGCAGUCGCGGAGCUCAUCGAGAUGGAUCACCUGGCGCACGGCAGCGAGUGCGACGACCAGAACUGCAUCACGUUGCGCCGAUACGCCGGAAUGGCACUGACCAAUCUGACCUUCGGCGACGGCAACAACAAGGCCUUGCUCUGCUCCUUCAAGGAGUUCAUGAAGGCCUUGGUGUCACAGCUGAGGAGCCCCAGCGACGAUCUCAGACAGGUGACAGCGAGCGUGCUGCGAAAUUUGUCCUGGCGCGCCGACAGCAGCAGCAAGCAGACCCUGAGGGAAGUGGGAGCGGUCACCGGUCUGAUGAGAGCCGCUAUGGAAGGCCGCAAGGAGUCCACUCUGAAGUCUAUACUGUCCGCUCUGUGGAACCUGUCGGCGCACUGCAGCACGAAUAAAGUGGACAUUUGCGCGGUGGACGGCGCGCUGGCCUUCCUCGUGGACAUGCUGAGCUAUAAGGCGCCGUCCAAGACGCUGGCGAUCGUCGAGAACGCUGGCGGUAUACUAAGGAACGUGUCGAGCCACGUGGCGGUGCGAGAGGACUACAGAGCCGUCGUGAGGGAGAGGGGCUGCCUGCAGGUUCUCCUGCAGCAGCUCAGGUCGCCGAGCUUGACAGUGGUGAGCAAUUCAUGCGGGGCACUCUGGAAUCUAUCGGCGAGAUGUUCACAGGAUCAACGUCUUCUCUGGGACUUGGGCGCGGUGCCGAUGCUGCGCAGUCUCGUUCACUCGAAGCACAAAAUGAUAUCCAUGGGCUCGAGCGCGGCCCUGAAGAACUUGCUGAGCGCCAGGCCAGGCUGCAACAGUCUCGUCCACCUGGACUCGACUGCUCGCGGCCUCGGACUCUCGACCUUGCCGAGUCUGGUCGCUCGCAGGCAGAGAGCUCUGGAGCAGGAGAUAGACCAGAACCUGGCGGAGACGUGCGACAACAUCGAGCCGAGCACGUCGCCGACUAACAAGGAUGACAAGUUCACGUUCAAACUCGACCACAGCUUCCUCGGCAUCAAUGCUCACGGCCUGCGCUCCUAUCACAAUCAGCCCAGCACGUCGAGCGGCGGCGUGAAGUGCAACGGAGUCGCCAGGAGCGAGAGCAGGGACUCGAUGCGUUCCGUCACCAGCACGCACUCCGACACCAUGUUCGAGAGGGUGAAUCGGCACGUUCUGAACGGCAUGUCGUCGUCCACCGAGCCGCAGGUCAAACAGCAAUCCUCGUCGCUGCACUCCGCCGUCGAUGGCGCCGCGUCCAGCGACGGCCACGUCAAAGCCACUCUCUCCGAGAGGAAGUACACGCUGCGUUACAAGAACGCCAUCCCCGAGCGUCUCAGGCCGCCCGACGACUUCGACGCGAACGAGCUAAGGUGCGCCAACUCCACCAUAUCAUGGGCCACGGUGUCCAAUCAAGAGCCCUCUCAAAUCUCGUUGCACUCCUCUGUUGAGAACAACAUGUCUCCGGUCGAUCACAGCGUCUCGUCCAAAGCGGGCAGCCAGUCCAGCGUCUCCGAGGAAGCCGAGGCGACCGUUUGCGCCAAAUCGGAUUACCGGCGGGCGAAACCGACCACUCUCUACCUGCCCGAGGCUUCCUCCGCGAGAGAUACCGCGAGUUUCGGCAACGUCUACACGGAGAAGGCCCUCUUACGCCAGCACGACACGCUGAACAGCAUGCAGAAGGCCAUAUCGCCCACGAUCGGUACGAACUUGUUCGGUUGCGACUACGCCGAGACUGACCUGGACCAGCCGACUGACUACAGCCUGCGCUACGGCGAGCAGACGAUAGACGACGAGAAGCAGCACUCAGGAUUCUUCUCGGGCAACGACCAAGGGCUCCUGCACGACACGGACACGGUUCGGACUUACUACACCGAAGGCACGCCGCGAGAGGCAUCCUUGAACUCAUCCAGAGCCACUUCCGCGUCCGAUCUGCAGGACGAUAGCCGUGUAAGGAGCUCGGCGAGAAAGUUACCGGAGCGAUACGCGAGGCGCGCCGAGGAGCACGGUGAAUGCCAGAUGUCGUCCUUGACGGACGUGCCGAAACUGAACGACUUCGCCGAACCGGAGGUGGAGCUGAAUUUGCGAGGCGCGACGCAUCUCACCGACGAUGAAAGCGGGAACCACUCGUUGCCAUACCUCGAAGGCGACCUGGACAAGCAGGCCGGAGGCGCUCGCGAAGAUACAAACAUUCAAAGCCAUUCGAGCGUAAGGACAACGCCGAUUUCGAUGGUGCUAGGAACUUCCGAGUACAAUGACGACCACGACGGGGAAUCCAGUUCGAGGAUCAUUAAUCUGGACUCGAAAGCGGAGUUUGAGCCGCAAGCUAUGCUAGUGAAUAACUGCAAAGUUAGUGACUUGCCGUCGAAUAAUAUCGAGUUUCCGUCCGGCGGCAGUUUAAAGACCUCCAACAAUGAUUCGGGAUAUCAAGUCAGCGACGGGGACGAGGAUGACGAGGAUUUACUUGCUGCUUGCAUCAACAUUGGAAUGCAAAAUAACAGGCAUAGACAUUCCUUCAUAGGGAACAAUCUCGAGAAGCUACCUCGGUCAGAAAGCAACUUGACUCGAUAUCAAACCAGUCUUGCUUUGGAUCAAGUCGAGUAUAACGAAACCGUCGAGUCUGAUAUCCCGUCGUUCAACAUAAAGCAGGCGAAGCCGUGUGGAAUAAGCGCAGUUGAAAGUGCGGAGCUGGACAACAAUGUGUCGAGACGAAGCGACAAGCGGUACGAGAAGAACAUCCGACUAGAGGCAGACGCGAUGACAACGACGAACGCGAGUAACGAGUACACGCGUCACGCUGGAGAAUCGAAUAACACCUCGGACACAGCAGACGAAGACGGUAACAUCUCAUUGCGCGGUGGAGCGUUAAAUACUGCAGCGUCCGAUAACCCUGUGAACAGCGGCGCAAGUCAGAAGGGAUCCCUCGUGCGAGCGAGCGAAGCGACAGCCGACGAGCGAAUCGCCGAGGAUGAUCCGUCGAUGAAGCAGUCGUUCACGAAGGAUUCCGAGAGUAGCGAGUCGAUCGAUUCCGUCGAGCAGUCCGAACACGCCCUGCUGGAACUGUGCAUUCAGCCGGGCGUCAAGUCCGAAAGUAACAUCGCCAUCCGCGAGAGGGACGUCGACUACGCGGAGCCGCCACUCGACUCGUACAGCAAGCAGCUCGACUUCAUGAAGACGGGCAACGUGGUGCCAGAUGAGAUCUGCGAGGCCGACGGGAACGUGAGUUGCAAGCAAGAGGCGGCGAGCUUCGAGAUCGUGAGGACUUCGGACAUCCUGCACCGUGACAGCGCGGACAAGCACAUGAAGGAGGAGACGUACAGGCGGCAGAGGGACCCGGACGCGAUGAUCGCAUCGCUGGACCGGCUGACGGCGACCCUGGUGCAGCAGACGGAGGCGAUGCGCGAGCGGGACUCCUUCAACACGAUGAAGCAGAGCCUGACGCAGAGCGACACGUGGAACGAGGACUCGCCGAACGACGUGUCCUUCCCCAGCAUCAGCAUGAGCGCGCCGUUAGCCGCCUCGUUCAACAGCGACGCGCCGGAGGACCAGCGCACCAACGUGUCGGAGACCACGCAGGUGGAGAACAGCGAGCAGACGAGCAUGACGGAGUCGAAGAUUAUCCAGCGGGAGGCGAUCAAGCUGGCGGAAGCGGUGGACGCCGAGGUGAACAACCAGAACGACCUGGAGACGACGAGUCUCACGUCGAUCGACCUUGAGGCGAUCAAACCACCGUCCUCGAUGGGCAGUCUGUUGUCGUUGACCGCGAGCUACGCCGGCUCGGUCGACACCAGCGAGGCAUUCGUCGGUAACCGGGACCGCUGUUACUCCACGUCGCUGCCGCCGGCGCGAUGUUCCUCCGACCCGCGAAACAUGCGGAAGAAGUCCCUGCCGCUCGGUGUAGUGGCGAAGCGGGCGCUCGGCCAAGGCGGCCAGCACACUACCAGCCUGGAGAAUCUGCUGAACGAGUGCACCAGCUCGCACCUAGAGAACGUCAAGCCGCCGUCGAUGAUGGACGAGUUGCCGGACGUCGGCGACAUGGAGAACAGUAUGCUGAGCGUGGCCAGCAUCACGUCGGAAAUCGCGGACUCGCGCGAACAGGACUCGCACAGUCUGACCGACCCGGUAGUGUUCGAGAUGCUCAAACCGGUGGCGAACGUACUCUCCAUCACGUGCAUGCGCUACACCGGCGAGGGCAUGCCGAGCAGCGCGAGCAACAGCCUGAGCGAGUGCCUGGAGAACAUCAACCCACCGUCUCUGUUCAACGAGGUGAGCGAGAUGGACGAGUCCACGGUCGAGGCGACCACCGACACCCUCUGCAGCGACACUCUCUGCAUCGACACGGAGCUGCACACCGACGAGGUGGCGGUACACUCGAUCGUCGCUGAGGUGAUCGACGAGGCGGAGAACGACACCGACGAGGGCGCCACGCCCAUCUCCUCCGAGUACUGCGUCAGCAGCUCGGCCGAGUCGACGCCGAAGAAGCGGCUGUACAAGAGCCACUUGACGCCGAAGCAGAGGCGCAGCCUGACGAAGGAGAGGUAUCGUACCUACACCAUCGCCGCGGAGAUCGUGAAGAAGGAGGAGGAGCAGCGCAGGAAACAGGAGGGCGCCGGCGACAAGAUCCCGCGUGGAUCUCGCUCCCCUUUCUCGAAGCUGACGCCCAAACAACGUAGACAAGAGGACAGGGCGAGGUUCCAGACGCAGGUGCUGGAGAAUCCUUUCCCGGACCUCGUGACACAGUUUAACAAAGAGGAAGCGCCGCAGCAAGCCGCCCAGGAUCCCGCUGAGAAACAGGAGGCCGUGUCUCCCACCAAGUCGGCUAUCCCCACGCUCACGAAGCUGCCGGUGUGCCGGAAGAAGCGCGGGGACUCGCAGGAGAGCAAAGAGCGGUAUCGUACGAGGACGUUGAACGACUCGGAGGCGGUGUUCAAGGAGAUGGAGUCCGUCCCACAGGCGGACCCGCAGAGUAUGCUGAACACCCUGAACGGCAGGGCCAACCACUCCGUAGUCGCGGAGUCGAGUCUGCGCUGCGAGACGUUGGCGGCGAACGAGUCGGAGCAGAACCUGAGGAUGCGCUUCGUGAACGGGUUGUCGAAGAAACUGAUGGACGGUCAACAGGCCGACGACGAGGAGAUGCAGUGCGAGAAUGCGGAGGUCCUCCAGGAGGACUACCCGGCCGAGUCGGAUAGCGAUGAGGAGUCCAACUACGGUGACGAGGAGCGCGAGCCGAGGGAGACGAAGAGGCCGCGGAUCGUCAAGCCGGGUAUGCCGGCGAGGGACCCGAGCGUGGACUCCAACGCGACGGACAAGUCCGAGCCGGGCAGCCCGAAGGCCAUCCGAGGGCGACGGAAGGCCUUGUACUCGAACCCGAUCACGCGGAAGCCGACGCCGCAGUCGUCGCCGUUGAAGCAGGCGAUCCCGGUCAGCGGCAUACCUAUCGGCCGCAGCAACACCUCGCCCAUCGUCAGAGCCACCCGAGCCACCACUUUGAGGCAGAGCAACAGCACGGCCGUCGCCACGAAAGACUCCCCGAAGCAGACUGUGCACGACGUGGAGAAACGGACGCGCAACGCAGCGGCCAUGUCGAAGAGAGCGUCGGUGCCGCAGAAGGGAUCCUCCCUGACUUUCACCAAGUCCGCCAAGCGCCACAGCACGCCUCCAACGUGCUCGUCCAACUUCCCGAGCGAGGGCAAGCUGUCGGAGGCGCCGAUCAAACCGUUGGAACGCCAGGGGACCUUCACGAAGGACGAGCCGGAGGUGGAGAACGCGCCGACGGUGCACUCCGCGUCCGCCUCGCCCGUGAAGACGAAAAUCGCGAAGCCGGUCAGGAGCGCUGCUUCGUCAAAAGUCCAUCCGGCGGCGGGCAAGUCCAAGAUCUCAGUGAAGGCGCACCAGGCGUACCAGCCGAAGAUUACCAAGGCCAGCAGCGUCGAGAAGGUGCAGUCUUCGAAGGGGUUGCCGGUGCCGGCGAAGAAGAUGCCCUCUGGCCCUAAGUCGGGCGCGAAAGCGUUGUCAAACAACGCGACGGCGAAUGACAACGGGGGAAAGCGCAAGGUGGGCCCGCUCGGGCAACGGUCCAACAGCAACUCCAGCAUUGUGUCGAGCGCGUCGGCGGGCGUGCAGAGUCGCGCGAAGCUGGCGAAGGAGGCGACCAGCAAGAUCGCCGGGCUCUGGAAGAAGGUCGAGGAAAGCAAGAACAAGCAGCGCCUCGAGAAGCCGGACACUAGGCAAUGGAUCAGACCGGCCAACAGCGCGACCGAAGUCGACGGCUCGGCGGUCGGCAACAACCAGCCGUUCCGGCUGUUCCGCAGCUCCACAUUUGAGGGGAUCUCGCAGGAGGACAACGGCGGCGGGACCUCGCCGUACAAGUCCAAGUCCAAGCGGCCGCCGGUGUUGGGCUCGCAGCCGCCCGGCGGCGUCAAGUACAGGAACUCCUGCGACUUGACCGGCAUGAACGCGAGCGAAGCGCCCUGCAAGAUCCCAGUCAAGUCGUCGUCCGAGUCGUACAAGAAGGAGACCACGCAGCUGGGUGACGCCCUGGUGACCCUUAGGAAGCAGCAGAGUGCUGCGGAAUUCGCGGCCGACGCGACGGAUCCGAGCAAGAGGAUAUCGAGGCUCGGCUCGUUCAUCCGGGUGGACCCGGCCGCGGAGAACAACGGGGCCGUGCGAGUGCCAGCCUCGGCGAUCGUGCCGCCCUUCAAUUACAAUCCGAAGCCAGACAUUCCAUCGCAGACGCAGAUUAGAGCUAGAGCGGGCCCGGACGAGAGCCAGGGCAAAUUCGAGGCGUCGGAUUGCCGCGCGGACAUAGUCACCGGCUCCGCCCGGGUCACGACGGUGUAGGAAGGAAGACGAGUUGUUGACGAAAAUAAGUUCCGUUAAUAGCGCCUCCUCUUCGUUCCCAGGCUAGUCAUUGUACAUUCGCUUGCUAUAUAUGUUCGCCCAUAGACACACCACACGGGUACAUACGCACGGACAGACAGACACGGUAUUCGUACACGGAAGGGAAUUAGUAUCAGUUCGAAACUCGUAUUCUCAUAUACAAACGAGAAUAUAUAUAUAUAUGUUGUAUGAAGAUAAAACUUGCUUACACGAAAAAAUUCUAUAUAUUAGUUCUGGUAGAAAUAUCGUGUUCAAAUUAUGCAAGAAUAAUUUUCAUGAAUUGAGCAGACAUCUUUAAACUAAGAAUUAUAUCAGUUUGAAGAUGUUCUUUCCAUUCAAUCUUUUUUCUCCUCGAUUAAUAAAAGUUAUUCUUGAAUAAUUUGAAUACGAUAUUUUCGAUGGAACUAUGUGGAAUUUCUUCGUGUAAGCAAGUUUUAUCUUCAUAUAACAUAAUAUAUUUUCAUUUAUACAUGAAGGAUAUAUAAGU